Messenger RNA from Paramecium sonneborni, 1416 nucleotides. The record is from the annotation of a GenBank genome assembly. Lineage: Eukaryota; Ciliophora; Oligohymenophorea; Peniculida; Parameciidae.
AUGAAAUUUGAUCUAAGCUAUAAGUAAUUUGAAAAUAUUAGGAUUUAAAAUACUUCAUUGUAGGGUGGAAAUUUUGUAAGAUGUAAUUUGAAUGGGUCAGACUUUUAUAAUAUCGAUCUUAGUGGAGUUAAUUUAAAUGGAGCUUAAUUAUUUUAAUGUAGAUGGAAGAAUAUAAAAAUACAGGAAUUGAAUUAAUUUAAUGGUCAUACUCACUCAGUCAACUCACUUUGUUUCUCUCCUGAUGGUAAUACAUUAGCAUCUGGUAGUUGGGAUUUCUGUAUCAUUUUAUGGAAUGUUAAGACAGGAUAAAAAAUAAAUAAAUUAAAAGGUCAUAGUGAUUAUGUAAAAUCUGUCUAUUUCUCUUCUGAUGGUAAUAGUUUAGCUUCUGGAAGUGAUGAUAAAUCCAUUCGUGUGUGUGGGAUGUUAAGACAAGAAAAUUGAAAGCUAAAUUGUUUGGUCACACUGGAGCUGUAUAUACAGUCUCUUUAUCUAGUGAUGGUAAUACUUUAGCAUCUGUUAGUGAUGAUAAAUCUAUACGUUUAUGGGAUGUUAAGAUAGGAUAAUAAAAAACUAAAUUAGAUGGUCAUACUAAUCUAGUCAUGUCAGUCUGUUUCUCUUCCGAUGGUAAUACUUUAGCAUCUGGAAGUAGGGAUAAGUCUAUCCGUUUAUGGGAUGUUAAAACAGGGUAAUAAAAAGCCAAAAUCGAUGGUCAUACUAGUUCUGUCGGGUCAGUUUGUUUCUCACCAGAUGGAACUGCUUUCGCUUCAGGUAGUAAUGAUAACUCAAUCCGAUUAAGGGAUGUUAAGACAGGAUAAUAAAAAGCGAAAUUAGAUGGUCAUACUAGUACGGUCGAUUCAUUAUGUUUCUCACCAGAUGGAACUACUUUAGCAUCACGUAGUGGUGAUAAAACAAUAUGUUUAUGGGAUAUUAAGACUGGGUAAUAAAUUACACCUACAGAUAAAAAAUUUAAAGAUCUUCUAGCAUAAUUUAAGUUGCCCUUACAAUAAAUUAAUCCAUUUAUUGAAAGUAUUUUUAAAAUUUUUAUUAUAGUUACCUCAUAUAUAAAUAUUUUACUCAUUUCCCAAAAUUCAUAAUUGUAAGCAUUUGGAGCUUUAAUUCUAAAGGGAGAAUUUGUUAAUCAAGCAGGCAUAGAUUUAACAUUAUUAUUAAAAUAGAAAGGAAUAUUAAACUGGGUAUGGGUAUAUAAUUAUAAUAGAACAUAUUUAAUAAAAGAAAAUGGUUAUAUUUACUCUCAUCAUAACAAAGGAUCUAGAUGAUAAAUAAUUAUCUUUCUAAUUUACAAAAAAUGAUAUAAUUAUAAUUGAAGUAUGUAUUGAAGAUAAAUACAUUAAAUGGAGUAGAUAGAAUAAUCCAUAAUUAACAUUUAUUGUAAAUAUAAUUAUUAUUAGUAGUUGA